AACUUCUGAGGCGUCCGCUCCACUUUGCAGGCUGCAGUAGGCAACAUGGCAGCCUUGUGGAAAGCUUACCAGAGGCUGAUGGCCAGGCACCCCUGGAAGGUGCAGAUCUUCACAGCUGGGGCUCUGGUGGGUGCCGGAGAUGUGAUCUCUCAGCAGCUGGUGGAAAGGAGAGGGCUGGCUGGACACAACGGCCGGAGGACCCUGAAGAUGAUGACCGUUGGCUUUUGCUUUGUGGGCCCGGUGAUCGGAAGCUGGUACCAAGUGCUGGAUCGUCUGGUACCAGCCAAGACAAAAGUGGCUGCUCUCCAGAAGAUGCUGCUAGACCAGGGCGGGUUUGCCCCCUGCUUCCUUGGCUGUUUCCUGGCUGUGGUGGGCACACUCAAUGGCUUGUCCGUGGAAGAGAACUGGAGCAAGAUCAAGCGGGACUACAAAGAUACCUUGAUCACCAACUACUAUAUCUGGCCAGCUGUGCAAGUUGUCAACUUCUACUUCGUCCCCUUGAACUACAGGCUGGUGGUGGUCCAGUGUGUCGCCAUCCUCUUCAACUCCUACCUCUCCUGGAAGACUAAUCAACUGUGACUUGGCAGCAUGGAGACACAGAUGCUCUUGUGGUCACCAGC
Euleptes europaea (tarantolino) is the source of this 620-nucleotide messenger RNA. It is a transcript of the gene MPV17, whose product is annotated as mitochondrial inner membrane protein MPV17. The record is from RefSeq and is a predicted model, not a curated record. The coding region runs from base 46 to 579 and encodes 177 amino acids. The transcript is spliced from 8 exons. Gene Ontology annotation, cellular component: membrane; cytoplasm. NCBI's taxonomy places the organism in Eukaryota, Metazoa, Chordata, Lepidosauria, Squamata, Sphaerodactylidae.